Messenger RNA from Parnassius mnemosyne (clouded apollo), 474 nucleotides. The record is from the annotation of a GenBank genome assembly. NCBI's taxonomy places the organism in Eukaryota, Metazoa, Arthropoda, Insecta, Lepidoptera, Papilionidae.
AUGUCGAAAACUGAGUAUCGAAGUGUCAUAAAGUUUCUGUUUAAAGAAGGUUUUUCCCCUGCCCAAAUAAAAGAACGAUUGGAUGGCGUGUAUAAGGAGUCUGCCCCCUCCUAUAGCACAGUGAAAAAUUGGGUGAAAGAGUUUCGCCUCGGGAGAGAAACCGUCGAAGACUUUGGCCACGAUGGUCGACCUGUGGAAGUGCUCACUCCUGAAACGAUUGCUCUUAUCGAAGAGGAGGUUCUGAAUGACCGCCGUUUGAAGAUUAGAGAAAUUGCAGCAAGGCUUGGGCUCUCUAAGAGUACCGUUCAUCGCGCGAUCCAUGAACAUCUUCACAUGAAAAAAGUGAGUGCAAGAUGGGUACCGAAACUUCUUUCAGCGGUACAGAGACAGGAAAGAGUGCGCUGCGCUUCGGAGUUUUUGGAUCUUUGUGGCGAAAAUCCAAAGACUGUGAUCGAGCGGCUAGUGACUGUGUAG